AUGCCAGAUAAAUGGACUGUAGAGAGUAAGCGCCCGUAUAAACCAAGGACGCGGACUGGAUGUGUGACCUGCAGGCGUAUCAAAUGUGACGAAGCACGACCAAGCUGUCAGAAGUGUUCGUCAACCGGUAGAAAAUGCGAUGGUUAUACUGCAUCUGAAACACCAUCUCCAAGCCGCCCUCGCGAAUUGAGUUUGAACGUAUACAAAACCGCAGAGGAAUCCAGUGCGAUUGAUUUCUUACUGCGAGUAUCCAUCCCACAGUUUGCAGGAAACUCAUCCUCGGAGUUCUGGGACUGCCAUGUCUUACAAUUGGCUCAACAGGAUGUUGCUACCAGACAUGCAUUGAUUGCACUUUCCCAGCUCCAUCGGGACUUUACGAAUACACAGCGUCAGGGACAGCAUAAUCAGUUGGCUCUACAACAUUAUGAUGCUGCAAUUCGAAGUCAUAUCAAUUCAGUGUCUGGAAAGAUAAAGGACAGGAUCAACUCGAGUUCUGCAAUGACCACAGCGAUCGUGUUUAUAUGCAUUGAGAUCAUGCAAGGUCAUCUUGCCUCUGCCGUCUCACUUCUCCAGCACUCUGUGGCCAUGUUGCCGAGUUCUGGGAGUCAGCAAGUGCCUCUGUAUGAGGAUAUCAUCUCUCGUCUGCAGAUACAUGCUCGUCGUUCAAUCGAUCAAGACAUGUUCGGAUCGAAUCCCAGUGAACAUGAGACAAAAGAAGGAUCUUCAAAGUACAAAGCACUAGGCGACUGGCGUGCCUCCUGUCAAGCCCUGCUAAAAGACUGUGCUGCUAUUUUCGGCGAAUUGACAUUGGAAGAACGAAUUCAACGACUCUGCAUCAUGCUAGGAGUCUCCAAGGUCGCUCAUACCACACAACCAAUCCCACGAGAAACUGCCGCCCAUAAUGUCCUACACAUGCGGAGACUUCUCGAAACCACGGAUAUCCUCACCGAAGAAGCUGCCAAUCUAAGCGAAGACAAAAAGGCUGCCAUAACUGACUCGUUCCUGCCUCUUUAUCGCGCCAUUGUGUCCUUGGCACAAACGAAUUUAGGUCUGUCGGACUCCGACGCGCUACAAGUAUCACCACUCGCCCCUUCUUUCUCUCUAGACAUGGGCGUAAUAGGCCCUCUCUAUGAAGUCUCUCGCCACUGCCGCGACCCAACCCUCCGCCGGAAGAUCGUCCAUCUGCUUCGGAUGUCAAAUCGACAGGAAGGUCUGCUGAACAGUAUCACUUACGCUAAGAUUGUAGAGACGAUCAUAGAUAUUGAGGAGACUGGGUUAAGGGGUGUCAAGGAGAGUAGAGAUAUACCGUUGCAGUCACGGAUAUCGCAGCAUUGUCUUUCAUUUGAUGUGAGACGGUUGAAACACACCAUUUCGUAUAAGCCGUUGGUCGGAAAUGCUAAGGGAUUCUUUCACCGGGAGAUAAGCAGGUAA
Aureobasidium namibiae CBS 147.97 is the source of this 1431-nucleotide messenger RNA. RefSeq lists its product as uncharacterized. The record is from RefSeq and is a predicted model, not a curated record. Lineage: Eukaryota; Fungi; Ascomycota; Dothideomycetes; Dothideales; Saccotheciaceae. Gene Ontology annotation, biological process: regulation of DNA-templated transcription. The transcript is spliced from 3 exons. The coding region runs from base 1 to 1431 and encodes 476 amino acids. Gene Ontology annotation, molecular function: zinc ion binding; DNA-binding transcription factor activity, RNA polymerase II-specific.